This is a messenger RNA of Dunckerocampus dactyliophorus (ringed pipefish), 1621 nucleotides long. RefSeq names its product alpha-(1,3)-fucosyltransferase 7-like. The record is from RefSeq and is a predicted model, not a curated record. Gene Ontology annotation, molecular function: alpha-(1->3)-fucosyltransferase activity. Lineage: Eukaryota; Metazoa; Chordata; Actinopteri; Syngnathiformes; Syngnathidae. The coding region runs from base 167 to 1246 and encodes 359 amino acids. Gene Ontology annotation, cellular component: membrane. The transcript has 2 exons.
CUUCCUCUUCCUCUUCCUGGUGUACACAAACACUCGCUCAAUCUUGUGCAUCUAAAUCCAAAAAGGAGCAGAAGACGAGGGCGUUCAGCACAAAGGAGCAGAAGACGAGGGCGUUCAGCACUGGCCAUCAGACAAGGUCAAGGUUCAGAUAAGAGAGAGGAGUACAAUGAAGUCCAAAAAGGGUACGCCUGCCUCCUUGAAGAAGUACCUCCUCUUCUACGUCUUCUGCGUGACAGUGUUUGUUCUUAACACCUGGCUGAGAGCAUCCUGGUCUCCGGUGGCUUUCAUCUUCACCAACUCCAACCACACCACCCAAAUCCAACCCAAGGUGACCGUCCUGCUGUGGUACUGGCCCUUCAAUCAGGUGGAGGACAUCCACGGGGACGUGUGCUGGGACCGCUACCGGAUCCCGCGCUGCAGAUUCGUGGCGGAGAGGUCCUCAUUUUCAGAGGCUGACGUGGUGGUGUUCCACAACCGAGAGCUGGUGACGGGAAAAGAAAAACUGCCCUUGGAGCUCCCCAGGCCGCUGGGCCAGCGGUGGGCUUGGCUGUCCCUGGAGUCCCCUGCGAACAAUGGAGACCUGAGACGAUUUGCAGGUGUCUUCAACCUCACUGUGAGCUACAGGAGGGACGCAGAUGUUAGCACACCAUACGGCAAGCUCCUACCACGAGCUUCCGAGGAGCCAAUGGACCCCAUCCCACAGAAUAAAACCGAUCUGGUCUGCUGGGUGGUCAGCAACUACAGGAGUUCCUACAGAAGAAGCAAAGUGUACCAAGAACUCAGCACAGUCGUCCCCGUGAAGGUCUACGGAAGAUGGACAAACACUCCCCUCAAGCCUAAAGACCUUCUUCCCACCAUCUCUUGCUGCUACUUCUACUUGGCCUUUGAGAACUCUAUCUCCAAAGACUACAUCACCGAGAAGCUGUGGAGGAACGCUUACCAAUCCGGGGCGGUUCCGGUCGUCCUGGGACCGCCAGUCCAGGAUUACGAGGCUGUGGCGGCACCACACUCUUUCAUCCACGUCGACGAGUUUGCUUCAGCAAAAGAGCUGGGUGAGUAUCUGCAGAAGCUGGCGGGCGACGUCGAGCGCUAUGGCGAGUAUCAGCGAUGGAGGAGAGAAUGGAAGGUGAAGCGGUACGAUGGCUGGCGGCAGAGACUGUGUGAGAUCUGCACACGGUACCGCAGCUUCCCUCGGCACAAGGUCUACGCUGACCUGGCAGCCUGGGAUGGCGCUGCUGCUACCUGAGCUUGCAACGUACACAAGAACACAGGAGGAACCUCUGAAGUUCAACAUCAGCAACCAGGAAACAUUAGUCCCUAGUGACAGAAGAUGUCCACUGCUGUAAAACUACUAUAUCAAAUACGAUUAUAAGAGAUAUAUAUUACACAUUUAUAGAGAAUAAUUGUAGUUUUCAAAAACAAUGUGAAAUAAUUAUUCAUGACCAAUGUCUUUUUGGUCAGGAUGGAAGUUCUUGUUGCUGCGACCAACAGACUAGUUUGUGCAACUCAUUUUCUCAUUUUUUAGCCAAUUCAAUGAGCCUUACGGGAUACCGUAGUAUUGUGUCAACUAAGUAUUGUGAGAUGUACUGUUGGGUAUGUGAUCCAAGAUGGCUGAAUAAAC